Aspergillus sclerotioniger CBS 115572 is the source of this 2742-nucleotide messenger RNA. Its product is annotated as serine/threonine-protein kinase cbk1. NCBI's taxonomy places the organism in Eukaryota, Fungi, Ascomycota, Eurotiomycetes, Eurotiales, Aspergillaceae. Gene Ontology annotation, molecular function: protein serine/threonine kinase activity; ATP binding. The transcript has 5 exons. The coding region runs from base 1 to 2742 and encodes 913 amino acids. Gene Ontology annotation, biological process: peptidyl-serine phosphorylation; intracellular signal transduction. The record is from RefSeq and is a predicted model, not a curated record.
AUGGUUUCUCAUCCAACGGGUGAUUCUACGCCCAUAACUCCCCCUGGCUUACUGAUGAACCCCGACACUAUUGCUGAGGGCAGAGUUGAGCUGUCAGCAAGUGAUUCGGCUAUGUCGGACGGUGUGGAUUUGGAACAUCAAGCAGCGCAGCCCAGAAACAACGGCAUCCGGGAGCGCAUCAGGCAAAGAAGCUCGCGUAUUCUAUCCUUACUGGGCCUUCGCGGUCCUAGUGGCGUGCUCAAAGCAGUGACGACUCGAGAGACCGCCGUCCCUCGGAAGGGCUCGACCGACAGCAAUCCGUCGCAGUCAUUCCAUUCCUUUCAAACCGAGAAUAGAGUCACCUCUGGCAGCACGGCCAUCGAUCCAGAUAAGGUACAUCCCGGUCCUCUGCCGACCUGCAUCACCCACAGCAGCUUGAGGGACGGGACAUCACAGGAAUCCGAAGCCACCUCGAAGUCACAGAGAUUUGAUACACGUGGGCUCCAGAGAAAGCCAGCAGUGGGAGUGAAACGGAGCCAGUCAACGCCGGCAGCACUCACCAGUAUUGUAUCCACCAAGCUGUCCACGACAUUUGGCAAUCCAACUGUCAUUCGUCGCUCGCACCUUCGGUCGCCGCCCAAUAUCCGUGCUGUGAAAUUCUCAGCCCCUUCCCAUGGUCUCAACAAACAAGGCGAUAGUGCCAACGACAGCUCGAGUCCCUCGACAUCACCAGGUAACAGUGGGUCUCCGUUGGGCACACAGUCAACCCCUCCCACAUCAGAAGACCCCUCCGGAAGUUCGAAGCAGGCACUCGGUAGUUCGGUUAGAAACGAAAAGGAUGUGCCUUGCCCAGUCCAGGAGGUUGGCGAAGAUUUUACAUCAACCGAAGCGUCGUCAGGAACGUCACCUUCCGUUGUCACAGUGGAGGCCGCUACUAACGCCAAGGUCUUUUUUGAAACGUAUUUUAACACAGUCUUUUGUGGUACAGAUCCUCGUUCUCAGCGUCGGCAGGAACUUGAGCAGUAUAUGUACGGACUACCGCUGAGUCCUGAAGAAAGAGCCCGGAUAUGGGACAACUGGAUUACGCAGGAGCGGCACUACCUACGGCAGUGUCGAGUCCUCAAGAGUCGAUCUCAUAGCGGUGGCGGCCAUGAUGAGACUGUAUCUCUAGCUGGGUUUGAGGUGAUCAAAGUGCUAGGUAGGGGGAGUUUCGGAGUCGUACGCCUAAGCAACCGUCGGAAGAUUAUGACCGGCGUGAAGAAGGAUGUCUUCGCCAUGAAAGUUAUUCGUAAGUCGGCGAUGAUUCGCAACAGUCAGGAAGGUCACUUGCGGGCUGAGAGAGACUUUCUGGUGGCAUCGGCUAAGUCUCGGUGGAUUGUCCCCUUGAUCGCAAGCUUCCAAGAUAGUAACCAUCUCUAUCUCAUCAUGGACUAUAUGGUGGGCGGUGAUUUUUUAGGCCUGCUGAUGCGUCGAAAUAUCUUGCCCGAGACUGUUGCUAGAUGGUACAUCGCCGAGAUGAUUCUCUGCGUCGAAGAGGCUCAUCGACUAUGCUGGAUUCAUCGCGAUGUCAAACCAGACAACUUCCUCAUCUCGGCCUCUGGCCACCUGAAGAUAUCCGACUUUGGCCUGGCCUUCGAUGGGCACUGGGCACACGACCAGGUCUACUAUAAUGAUCAUCGUUACUCUCUCCUAAAACGGCUAGGAAUCCAGGUUGAUGGUGACGCUCUGGACCAGAAAGAGGCGACAAGGGCGGCAGAGGAGUCUUCUCGAACAGCCGACAACGACAAGGUCGAUGACACCAGCUGGACCCCACCCGCAGUUGGCCUUCUAGGAUGGCGUGAUCGGACACAGAAACGGCGGUUGGCAGGGAGUGUCGUCGGCACCAACCAAUACAUGGCCCCUGAAGUGGUUCGCGGCGAGCUAUAUGACGGGCGAUGCGAUUGGUGGAGUGUGGGCAUUAUCUUGUACGAAUGUCUCUAUGGAUUCACCCCUUUUGCAUCGGAUGAUCGGCAGAAAACAAAGUUGAAGAUCCACCAUCACAGCACGACGCUACAAUUCCCAACGAAUCGGUCUUCAGACAAAGACAUCUCUGCCGAAGCAAUUGACCUGAUCAACUAUCUGCUUCAGGAGAAAGAACAUCGUUUGUCCUCCAGCAAAUAUCGAGUGAACGACUCCAUCACUUUCCGGUUAGCGUCCAGGCACCCCUUCUAUAACAUGGACCCUCGCAACAGGAAUUAUCGUGGGUUCUAUGUCUACCCCAACGAUGCGACAGAUAUCAAGAACCAUCCGUUCUUUCGUUGCGUCAACUGGAGCGAGAUCCACCAAUCGAUGCCCCCAUUCAUCCCCAAAGUGAAGAGCUGGGAGGAUACCCGGUACUUUGAUGAUGCUGGGUAUGAUCAUGACCCGGAGGAUUUCUCCGCGGCGUCAGAGGCAGACCAUCUCGAAGAAUACAGCGAAGCUGAAGAGCGAGGGGAGCGUGAUCGAGAGAAAGGCGAACCACCCCGAUAUCAGGACAUCAAUCAAAUGCCGAGUCCCGGAAGCAAACCCCCGGUAAAAAAUCGCCGAAAAGGAAAGGACAAGAAGCGGCCGCGAGACAAGCUGCUACGUGACCGAAGAGUGAGGAUGACGGUUUUGGAGAUGCGCAAGAAGGGAGCAUUUCUAGGAUAUACCUAUCGCCGACCUCAGGCAGUUGCGAUGGCCCUAGCACCGGACCGAGGGCGAGCACUGCUAGGACGAGGACACCUGUCGGACUUGUAUGGGUAG